This is a messenger RNA of Nelumbo nucifera (sacred lotus), 4244 nucleotides long. RefSeq lists its product as uncharacterized. Gene Ontology annotation, biological process: protein transport. Lineage: Eukaryota; Viridiplantae; Streptophyta; Magnoliopsida; Proteales; Nelumbonaceae. The record is from RefSeq and is a predicted model, not a curated record.
CGCACACAAUAAGGAGUAAUGACACGGGCGCCAUGACAGCGCUUCACUUUUCCACGAUGACUCGUGAGAUCCACCCACAAAUCCCUAGAUGUAAAUCUUUUUACCAGACGAAGGAAGGUCUUUUUGAUUGAUCGAACCAUUCAAAUUAAAAUUGGAACUCAGGACAGGAACCUCUGAUCAUUUUCCUACCGAAUAAUGCUUCAUAGGAGCUUCAAGGCCGCGAAAUGCAAGACAUCCUUGAAGCUUGCGGCAUCUCGUUUGAAGCUUCUAAAGAAUAAGAGAGAUGCGCAGGUGAAGCAGUUAAAGAGAGAAUUGGCCAAGCUUAUUGAGUCUGGACAGGAGCAGACUGCUAGAAUCCGGGUUGAACAUGUUGUGAGGGAGGAGAAGACUAUGGCAGCAUAUGACCUUGUUGAGAUUUAUUGUGAGCUUAUUGCUGCACAACUGGCAAUAAUUGAGUCACAGAAAAACUGUCCCAUCGACUUGAAGGAGGCAAUAUCUAGUCUGAUAUUUGCAUCCCCAAGAUGCACAGAUGUACCAGAACUCAUGGAGGUCCGCAAGCAUUUCACAGCAAAAUAUGGGAAAGAGUUUGUUGCUUCAUCUCUUGAGCUGCGUCCAGAAUGUGGUGUAAACCGUACUUUGGUUGAGAACUUAUCAGCAAGAGCACCUGAUGGUCAGAUGAAAAUUAAGAUUUUGGCUGCGAUUGCCCAUGAACAUAACAUUGAUUGGGAUCCUAGUUCAUUAGCAGAUAAAGACUCAAAGCCUGCUGAGGAUUUUCUGAAUGGACCAAGUACAUUUGAGGCUGCCAGUAAGUUGCAAGUGGAACUUCCUGAUGUACCUACCAACCCUGCCAAGCAAGAGUCAUCUAUGAAUGUCCCUAAUAACAAUGUGACCAGAUCAUCACCGAGUUCACACGUUUCUGCUACUCCUUAUACAACAGUGCCUGCCAAUCUAGCCUCAGAAAGUGGAACUGAGGGUCGAGAAUUUGGACAAACAUUUCCGAAGGAGGGAAGUUUUCCUUUUCACAAGCACAACUGGAAUACGGAAUUCAAAGAUGCAACGUCUGCUGCACAGGCAGCUGCUGAAUCUGCAGAAAGAGCUAGUAUUGCUGCCAGGGCAGCUGCAGAACUUUCAAGGCAAUAUUCCUCAAAGUCACAUGGGUCACCUGGUUGUGGUUUUAGAGAUGAAGGAAUUACAAGUUCAACCACCCAAAAGUUGCAAGACCCUGUUGCCAUAGGGUCAUCAAAGAUGGUGCAUGAUUCAUCAGAUAGUUCCUCAUAUGUCAUGAAUCAAGGUAUGUCAAAGCAACCAAGGGCAAGGAACAAGCAAGAUAACUUGCCAGGAGUCAAAGAAAGUAUAUACAAAGAUCCUGCCUAUGUUAAUAGAUCUAACAGCUCUGUUUCCUUGGAAUCCACUACAGCUUCUGCUGCUGAUCAUGCAUCUGUGAGUAGUCUCAGUCAAGGAGAAAGAUAUUCAGAAAAAAGGUCAUCUGAGACAGAGGUUGUUAACCCAUAUUGGCAGGCCAGAAACCCCAAGGAUAGUUUAAUUCAUGAAGCAAGUAUCAAAAGACAAUCUAGCCAAUCUGAGAUAGAACCUAGGAACCAUUUGCAACAGAAUAAGAAAACUGAAAAUAUUAAUCAUUAUGGAGAAGGAACCUACCAGAAAAAAUCUAGCAUAUCUGUUUCCUCUCAUUCCUCUGUAAGUACUGACGAUGAUGAUGCCACUUCCAAGUUGGAUGUUGAGAAGUAUAAAAGUUAUGGUGGUGAGCAGUCUUUCAAUGAUAUUGAUGAAGGGCUGCAAAAAGGCACCAAGUCCUCAGACUACACUGAUUAUCCUCCUGCAGUUUUUGAUGAUUAUGGUUCAGAUGAUGACCAUCAUUUUGAGGCAAAGAACAACUAUAACAGACAUGGAUACGACUUUUAUUUCCAUUCACCAGUUAGAAAAUCCCCUUCUUUUGUUUCAGAAAACACAAAUAAUCAGAGCCCUAGGCAAAAGAAGAAUGAGGCAUUGGAGGGCACUGCAGAAUCACCUUUUGUCAUGAAACUGAAAUCGCCUUUUGGAUAUUCAGAUAGAUCAACAAAAUCUGGAGUUCUGUCACAAUCGGAUGACUUGUUACCUGUUACCUAUGAUAAUUCAGAUGGUCCAAGUUCUGAGAGUGAAGAGGAGAAGGAUAAUUUUGAACUCCAUGGAAGAACAGAGUCUAGCAGUAUGCUUCAUAACCAGAAUAUCUUCAAUGGUAGCCCAAAUUCGGGCCAAAACAAUAGGACAUACGUGUCAACAAGAUCAACUGUUGAAAAGGAAGAAAAUAGAGUGAAGAGAAGUUCUGUCAUACGGUCCUCUUCUGAUCUUUCAGAAUCCAAAGAAGAUCACCUUGAGAAUAAACAAGAAAUAAAAUUCAACAAUUCCAGGGAGAAAUGUGACCAAAUCAACUUCCCCACAAAGCAGUCACCUCAUAGACAUACUAGAUCCCCAAGAAAGUUAGAUAAUUUAGACCAGGAGAUGCCAUUGUCGUCAUCUCAGUUGUCAUUGACCAAGAAAACCAUACCUCAUGACAGUUGUGGCUCAGAACAAGUGCUUAAUAUUACAGAAAGAUUGGACAUUUCAAAAUUCUCAAACUCUGAGAGUGGACUGGAGUUAAAUCUUGGGUUUUUAACCGGUGGCCUUCGAAAUAAGGGUUAUAGGAGCCCACCUUACAGAAAAAUUCCUUUAGGUGAUGCUUCACUUCUAUCCCAACAGCAUACAGCAGCAGAUACUCCUUCCAUCACCAAUGUUUCCCCAGUAAUCAGGAGUUCCCUCAAUUCUGAAGAAUGUUGCGAGGGGUCAAAUGAUCAGGAUUCAUAUAGCAAUGAUACCAAGGACUUGUCCCAACACCAAACUGAUGGUAGAAAAAGUUACAGAGGUAGCAGGCUUUCUCAAGGGAUAAAAGAUUCUCUUGAACAGUCUGAGCCUUGUGGUGAGGAGUCCAACAGCCAGAAAAUGCAAAUAAAAGAUCAUAAAAAGUCAAGCAUAAGAACCUCAAAGACAUAUUUUGAUUCAAAUGGUGCUGAUUCCAAGGAAGUAACCCUGCACCAAUCUGUUGGGAGCAAAAGUUAUGCAGGCAGCAGACUUUCUCGCAGGACAAAGGGUUCUCCUAAACAGUCUGAAAUAGGUAAAGUUUCAAGGCUUACAGUUGGAAAUCAAGUGCCAACUAAUUCUGAGUUUGGCACUGGAAAGAAACCUUCUUCACAGGAUUCUUUUGCAGCUGAACCUCUUUCAAGGUUUGAAUCCAAGACAAUGAGCACAGAUGGAGAAGGUUCUAAGUUUCUAAGGACUAAUAUACCAGUUGAACGGGAACCUUUUAAAUCUAUGCCAGAGCCCAAAGUCUCAGUGCAUAAAGAAGCUAGGGGUUCCUAUGCAGCUCAACCUCAUUCUGUUUCUCAGUCCCAGGUGACAAGCUCAGAAAGCAGAGAUGAUUGUAAGCCACUGAGAACUAGUUUGCCAGUUGAACAAAAAACUUAUGAGUCUCUGCGUGAGUCCAAAUUUUCAGAACGUAAGGAUUUGAGCACUUCCUUUGCAAAUGAACCUGCUAAUAAGUUUCUGUCCCAGGCAGCAAGUUCAGAGAGCAGAAGUGAAUCUAAGUUUCCAAAGGACAGCUCAUCAAUUGAACAAUACUCUUCUAAGCCCAUUCCAGAAUCCAAAUUCUCAGUGCUUAAGGAAAGCAGAUUGGACUUACGUCAAGCAAGUUCAGCUGUGGAACAGCCCUCAAAUCCACAAAAAACACUACCAUCAGGGAGUGGUGAAAGUUCAAAGAUAUCAGGUUCAAAUGAGGGAUCGGUGUCAAGAGAGAACUUGCCAAAGGCAAGCCAUGUCCACCCAAAGCUUCCAGACUAUGAAACUUUUGCUGCCCACUUCCAUUCUCUUCGGUCAAAUAAGCGAUGAGUAUGGGUGUAUUCCAUUUUACUACACCAGUGCUGACUGAGGAUGGUUUUAAUGGUAAGAAUUGAUCGGAAUAUACACAGAGAGUGGCCUUUGAUGGUGAUAUAAAAUUUAUGUAUCACCAACGUUUGACCACAUUUGGAGCGUAUUUGAGUUGAGCCAAUGGUCUUCUGUCUCAUUUAAGGUCAGCUUUUGAAACGUUCUGUAUAAUAAUAAUUUUUCUUGAGUUGAGAUUCGAACUUGCUGUUGUAUAAUUCCAGUUCUAUCUGCUAUAAAAUCAUAGUGAUUUUUUACAUUUAUACAAGGUUCAAUACACAGCUACUUUGAAUGAA